GUUGUGUUGUUGUCUCUUGAUCAUCUCUGUGUUGGAGUCAAUUUGUUUCGCCUUCACAAUUAAAUUGCUCUUUUCUUUUAACUUGAUUUGUUCAACUAAUCGUUUAAUCAUCUCAAUGGUUUUUUAUUACUUCUACUUUAACAAUUUAUUGAUUGUUACAAUGUAAAUGGUUAAUUUAGUUGUAUUUGUUUCUCUUGGUGUUUAUGUGUUGUUUUUUUCUUCUCAUUUGGAAUUAGCAUAAUUUAUUAAUUAUCAUUGGAGAUUAUUAUUAAUAUUAACCAACGAUUUUUUCUUCUUCUUCUUCUAUUCAAGACAAAAGAAAAGAAAAAGAACAACUAAUUAGCCAGUGAACCUCUUUUUGUGAAUCAUCACUGGUCAGCAGGUGAACCGGAAAUGGCCUUCCUGUGCUCUGCUCGUGUCAGACGAAAUAAGAAAACCAAAGAUUUAGACAAACCACCGGUUCGUCAGCCGAUCCUUGGUCGUAUAACUGGAAGUGCUUCCAUUGAGACACUUGUGCGUGUUGGUAUUGAAAAAGAAAAUGGUUUAUCACCUGAUUCCAAGAUGGUUGUUCUACAUGAUUUUAAUCCCUGUGUUGAUGAUGAACUUGAAGUUAAACGAGGCCAAAUAGUUGAUAUUUUAUAUCAAGAGAAAGGUUGGAUCUAUGUGAUUGCCGAAAAUAAUCAGGAAGGUUUCAUACCUCAUUCGUAUUGUUCACCAAUUGGCAGUCAUCUUGCAGAUUUAGCGUUAAAUGUGAAACACAAAAAAGCUCAUAGACUGGAAAACACCACAAAUGGUACCACAUUUGAGUCAACUAAUGAAAUUAAUCAUAAUAAUCACCAUUCAACUUAUCUUAAUAUCUCAUCUCAUCACAAUCAUCACCACAAUACCAAUAACAGUAGUAGCACUCAGAAUCUAAAUAACAACAAUAAUAUCAUCAAUAGCAAUCUAAAUGUCAAUAAUAACCACAACUCUAGCAAUUUUCAUUUAUCUCAUCAUUCAUCUAAUCACCACCAUCAUCAUCAUCAUCAUUCAUCCUCUCAUCAUCUAAAUCAUCAUUAUUCCAAUAGUAACCAAAGCCAUGAAGAAGAUAUUAAAAACUCAAAUCGUUGUCAACUCGCCGAUAACAAAAGUUCAACGCCAACCAUUGAGGUUUCACCAUUUAACAAGGAUCCUUCUGGUCAUUAUAUUGUUUUAUUUACAUUUAUCGCUCGCGAUGAGAAUGACGUUAGUGUUGAAAGAGGUGAAUCAGUGACUGUGUUAAAUAAAGAUGAUUCUGAUUGGUAUUGGAUUGUCCGAUCAGAUGGUCAAGAAGGUUUUGUCCCAUCAGCUUUUCUUUGUCCCUUCGAAAUGAUACAAGACCCCAGUAUGGUUCAUCAGCAGGCAGCAAACUCCUCAGCGCCCACCUCAAAUGGUAAUUCAUGUAGCUCAAUAAACCGAUUGCCCAAUGGAAAUGGAGCUGAAAGUGGUGCUGGAAGUGGAGGAGGAGGUGGAGGAGGUGGUGGUGGUGGUGGUGUAGGUGGGGGAGGUGAAGAAAGUGUUGGGAUUCUUGGAGGAGUAAAUUUAGGAUCAUUUGGAGUUUUAAAUCAUCAACAUAAUAAUAAUAAUAAUCAUUCAUUUAUUAAUCAUAACUUAUUGAAUGGUGAUCAUGAUGUUAUCUCAUCCAGUCCUCCACCUCCACCUCCAUCUCAAGAUGAUGAUGGUACUUAUGGUGGUGGUGGACUUUUAAUGACACCGUUGAUUGAAGGAGGUCGUCCUCAUGGAACCGAGUUGGUCAUGUUAUAUGAUUAUAAAGCUCAAGCACCAGAUGAUCUUAGUGUCAGAAGAGGUGAUUGGAUUUACGCUAAUUACAAUAAUCAAACAGUUGAUGGUUGGCUUUGGGCUUACGCACCCAAAGUGCGUAAAUAUGGUUUCAUACCCAAAGCCUACGCGAGACCUCCCGCUAUUACCUCAUAACGAAAAGCAAAAAGAAAGAAAAAGAAAUUAAUUUCUAUUAAUUGUUGUAACUCAUUAAUGUCACAAAUCAUCGUCGCAAUCUAAUUAAGGAUAACCCUGAUUGAUUGAAUUCUGUUUACAUUUUGUUUGCAAAAAAAAGAGGGGCCAUCAAACAUCAUCAUAAUCAUCAUGAUCAUCAUCAUAAUCAUUUUUAAUCACAUCCUCUUAAGAUGAUAAUCAAAGUUAAUCACAGUUUCUACUUUAUAAAAAAUGGAUGAAAAAACAGUUACAAAUCUUAAAGUGGAUUUAAUUUGUGUUUUGUUUUUUUAUUUUCUUUAUCCGUUGAUUGACGAUUAACACACACACACUCACUGGAUUUAAUUAUAAUCAUAAACAUGAUUUAAAGCAAGAUAAUAUUGGAGAUUUAAUCAAACAUCUUCUCAUCAUAAUCAACUUUGAUACCUCUUUCUCACAUCAACCAUUAAUGUUUAUCUUUAUUUCUGUAUUUCUUUAUUAUUUUAAAUGACCCAAUCAACAUUUUCACAUCAAUUUCAUUCACAAUUAUCAUCAUCAUCCUAAUCGUCAGUUUAUAACUGUUAAUUGUACUUUUUUUUUUACUAUUUAACUUAAUUUUGCUAACUGUCUUUUCCUCUAUUGAGUUCAAUUGAUCUUUUGAUAAGAACACUUUGUAUCAAAUGAUAUUAAACAAAAGUUAAAUCUAA
Panonychus citri (citrus red mite) is the source of this 2654-nucleotide messenger RNA. RefSeq names its product SH3 domain-containing protein Dlish-like (gene Dlish). The coding region runs from base 394 to 1953 and encodes 519 amino acids. The record is from RefSeq and is a predicted model, not a curated record. Gene Ontology annotation, molecular function: protein binding. Lineage: Eukaryota; Metazoa; Arthropoda; Arachnida; Trombidiformes; Tetranychidae. The transcript has 5 exons.